Messenger RNA from Bombus terrestris (buff-tailed bumblebee), 2698 nucleotides. It is a transcript of the gene wap, whose product is annotated as DDB1- and CUL4-associated factor 7. The record is from RefSeq and is a predicted model, not a curated record. Gene Ontology annotation, molecular function: protein binding. The transcript has 4 exons. Bases 238 to 1278 code for a protein of 346 amino acids. Gene Ontology annotation, cellular component: nucleus. NCBI's taxonomy places the organism in Eukaryota, Metazoa, Arthropoda, Insecta, Hymenoptera, Apidae.
UUUAAAAGAGCGCCAUUUUAUCUUAUCAUAAAAGAUUUGGUUAAGUCUAUAUCUUUAUGAAAUAUUGUAAUUUAAAUAUCGGCUUCCUUUCGCUAAUAUUUUUAGCAUUAAAUAUUCUUUGUGAAAAUAUGUUUACUAUGAAAGAAUAAAUUUUCUGAACUUGCAUAUAAAUUGCAUUAAAAAGCGAUUGCGUUCUGAACACUUCAGAUUUUGAGGUGAAAAACGUAGGAGGAAAAUAUGGCGUUACAUAGUGUACCGCCAAAAAGAAAAGAAAUCUAUAAAUAUGAGGCACCAUGGCCUUUGUACAGUAUUAAUUGGUCAGUAAGACCUGAUAAGCGAUUUCGUUUGGCUCUUGGUAGUUUUGUGGAAGAAUAUAACAAUAAAGUACAAAUAGUUUCAUUGGAUGAAGAGACUUCUGAAUUUAGUGCCAAAAGUACAUUUGAUCAUCCAUAUCCAACUACAAAAAUUAUGUGGAUACCUGAUAGUAAAGGUUUGUUUCCAGAUCUUUUAGCUACAUCUGGAGACUAUCUAAGAGUUUGGAGAGCAGCUGAACCAGAAACUCGUUUAGAAUGUGUUUUAAAUAAUAAUAAAAAUUCAGAUUUUUGUGCCCCUCUUACAUCUUUUGACUGGAAUGAAGUAGAUCCAAAUUUAAUUGGUACUUCUAGUAUAGAUACAACAUGUACUAUUUGGGGAUUGGAAACUGGUCAAGUUUUGGGUAGAGUUAAUAUGGUCACUGGCCACGUUAAGACACAGUUAAUUGCUCAUGAUAAAGAAGUAUAUGACAUAGCAUUUAGCCGCGCUGGUGGUGGUCGUGACAUGUUUGCAUCUGUUGGUGCAGAUGGUUCUGUGAGAAUGUUUGAUUUACGACAUUUGGAACAUUCAACGAUAAUAUAUGAAGACCCGCAACAUACACCGCUUUUGAGACUUGCAUGGAAUAAGCAGGACCCUAAUUAUCUUGCAACAGUUGCAAUGGACGCGUGUGAAGUAAUUAUUUUAGACGUCCGCGUGCCAUGUACACCAGUUGCGAGACUUAAUAAUCAUAGAGCAAGCGUUAAUGGUAUUGCUUGGGCACCACAUUCGUCUUGCCACAUUUGUACGGCGGGAGAUGAUCAUCAGGCAUUAAUUUGGGACAUACAACAAAUGCCACGAGCCAUCGAGGAUCCGAUUCUUGCCUACACCGCUGCCGAAGGAGAAGUGAAUCAAAUUCAAUGGGGCGCCACACAACCUGACUGGAUUGCAAUUUGUUAUAACAAAGCGGCGGAAAUUCUCAGGGUGUAAAAAAAGUAUUUUUUAUUAGGUUUAUGCCACUCUGCGUGUAGCAAAAUUUUUCUUGCAAAUUAUCUACUUAAAUUUAUUAAAUGCGUUUGACCUUAGUAUUUGUACAGAAUUUCGCCUAUGCCAUAAGAUUUUUUUAUACUUCUUUUUGUACCUGUAAAAUAGACGUGUAUAAAUACUAGAUAUUUUUUAAGAUAUUGGAAAUAUCUGAAACGAUUAGCGUGUAUCUUUUAAUCAAAGUCUGUAUAAAUUUUAAACUUUUUUAAAGAAUCAAUUUGGAAUGAUUCCAUUAAUACUAUCAAUUUUAAUUAUUGGAAUAAAUAAGGCUUAAGCGGUUUGAAAAUAUCCAGUAUGUAUACAUGUUAAUUUAAUGCAAUGGUUUAUCAUUGUGUCACUGAUAUUUUACUUAUCUAAGGUUUGGGAUCCUCAGGUUUUUCGAAUAAUUGUCAUGCGACCGACUACAAUCAUACAAAUUUAAAAAAGCUCAUUGAAUAAGUAAAAGUUAAGUAGUAGCAUAAAACUGGGUACGAUAUAUAAAUAAUGAUGAACCACGUGUAUAUUUAUAUUAAUGUAUAAUGAAUUAAUCGAUGUAUCUUAUUUUGUGGUGAUAUGUACAUGAUGAGGUUCCAGGAAUAACGAAUCAGUCUGUUUCUUACAGUAAUCCUAGAAUACUCAAGAAACGUUUGAAUAAUCAUUUUACAUGAAAUGCAACAAAAUAAAAUAUAUCCAUUACAUUAUACAAUUGUAUAUAUGUUUAUACUUACAUAUUUACUUGAUUUUGUAGAAAAAGAUUAUAUAAUUAGGAUAUAUAACUAUCAAUUUUUCAUACACCUUUUCACUACAUUCAUAAUAUGUAUUGUUGGAAAAUGUAUGCAAAAAUUAUUAACAUAAAAUGCAAUGCAUAUUCGUACUUUAAUAAAAGAAAGAAAAUUUUCGAGUUCUUUUAUUAAAAUGAAAAAAGUUAUAGCAGUAGCGCUCGUGAUAUUAGUAUUAGUAAUAAAAUAUUUACUUAUGAAAUUAUCGAUCAAAAUUCUGAUCGAAGAUAAGUCUUUUUAUAUGUUAUUAAUUUAAUUCGAUAGUUUCUAACAUAAUUAAUAACAGAGGCGUUAAUUAAGGAUCACACUAUCUCUAUUCCGAAUAACCUGAUAGGAUUCAUAAUUAGUACAAUUUAUCUUUUAGAAAAGUACGAUUUAUAUUGGUACUCAAGUGUUUUAUAAUUUACAACUACAUAAUGAGCGAGAUGCAUUAUUUACAAUAAUGAAAUGUGUGUGCGAGAUAAAAUAUUAGUCAAUUAAUACAUUAAUUUUUCACGAUAAUCUCCCGUUCGUUUUCCAUUAAAUAUCCGAUAACUUUACACAGAUAUAGGAUUAAACUAUUAUAAUGCUAUCGCUAUUUCAAUAAAUAUCAGUAACUCUGAUGCAGA